This is a messenger RNA of Talaromyces atroroseus, 1560 nucleotides long. RefSeq lists its product as hypothetical. Gene Ontology annotation, molecular function: ABC-type transporter activity; ATP binding; ATP hydrolysis activity. Lineage: Eukaryota; Fungi; Ascomycota; Eurotiomycetes; Eurotiales; Trichocomaceae. The record is from RefSeq and is a predicted model, not a curated record. The coding region runs from base 1 to 1560 and encodes 519 amino acids. The transcript has 4 exons. Gene Ontology annotation, cellular component: membrane.
AUGGAAAGAUUCAAAACGCCCGCAGGCCGUCUAUCUACGAUCUUCUACAGCACCGACAUCCUGCGAGGAAAAGUAAACCGAAAUUCUUCUUCGGUAUCAGAUGAAAAAAAGUCGCCGGUUCAAGGAACUGAUAAGGAGGAAGCCGUUGUGCAUGGUGUUCAGACUAAGCCUAGAGUCACGGUCAAGUCUGUGGGGCGUCGGAUGGCUGGUGCCCGGGGCUAUGACCGCUCUGAUGGGGAUGUCAGGAGCUGGGAAGACACACUAGCUCAACGAGUUUCCAUUGGAGUCGUGUCAGGUGGGAUGUAUCUUGACAAUAACCCCCUCCCCCUGUCAAUGCACCGGCGCUCAGGCUUCGUUCAGCAGCAGGAUGUCCACCUUAGCACUUCUACUGUUCGUGAAGCACUUAGGCUGACAGCUCAGCUGCGCCGGCCAUCAUCUGUCCCUAUUGCCGACAAAUAUGACUAUGUGGAGACAGUCAUUUCGAUGCUCGAGAUGGGUGACGUUGCGGAUGCGCUUAUUGGCGUGCUGGGCGCCGAACUCAGUCUCGAAAAAGGGAAAAGGGUCAGUAUCGGCGUCGAACUCGCCGCUAAACCGGAUAUCCUACUAUUCCUAGACGAGCCUACAUCCAGUCUGGACGGUGAUUCCGCCUUCUCCAUCAUACAGCUGAUGCGAAAGUUUGCAGAUGCUGGACAAACCAUCCUGUGCACCAUUCACCAGCCGUCAUAUGAACUCAUUGAGCUGUUUGACUCUCUACUAUUGCUCAUCCCCGGCGGCAAGACCGCAUACUUUGGACCACUGGGGCCGAAAUGCGAGACCCUUAAUGCAUAUUUUUCCCGGCACGCCCGACGCUGCGAAGAGACGGAAAAUCCAGCGGAUUAUGUCCUAGAUCUUACGGCGCACCCGCCGGUCGAUUGGGCGGUGACGUGGGAACGGUCAGAGGAAUACAAGCCAUCCCGGCAACGUCUGGAGCAAAUUCUCUCGCAGAAUAACCCUGGUUCAAACGAUAAUGGUAAUGCUGAAGAUGAUCAAAAUGGCACGAGCUACGCAACCUCGCCUCUCCAACAGCUGCGGGUGGUCAUCUGCCGCAUUCUUCUCAACUACUGGCGAGACCCAGAUUACGUGAUGGGCAAAAUGCAGUUGAAUAUAUGGAUGGGGCUUAUAAACGGCUUGACAUUCCUGCAGCUCUCGGACAGUUUGCCUAACUCGCGCAACCGCUUGUUCUCCAUCUUCAUUGCUAUCACAGGACCAGUGCUGACGCUUCAGAUUGAGCCGAGGUUUAUUGCUUUUCACGACCAGUUCCUCGCACAUGAGAAAGAGUCCCGUGUCUACCACUGGAGCGUUUUCGUGCUUAGAUACUUCACUGCCUCGGAGCGCGCCGGAUACGCGUUCCUGAUGUAUGAACUCUACCAUAUCUUCGUUGCCAGUCUCGCACGUCUGAUAUCCUCUGUGUUCCCUAUCAUUGCAGCUGCUCAGGUUGCGACCGGUUUCGUCUGGCUGAUGGUUAACACUUUCAAUAGACCUCUCUCCCCACCGCCGCUCACCCCCAAGGGAUGGCGCUAG